This is a messenger RNA of Arctia plantaginis, 324 nucleotides long. The record is from the annotation of a GenBank genome assembly. Lineage: Eukaryota; Metazoa; Arthropoda; Insecta; Lepidoptera; Erebidae.
AUGGCUUUUGGUGAUUACCCUAAGGAAUAUGAUCCUGCUACUCAUGGACCUUAUGAUCCAGCACGUUAUUAUGGCAAACCUGAUACUCCAUUCGGUGAUGUGAAACUGAAAGACCUCUUAGCUUGGUUGGGUCGCAGAAAUAGAAGCCCUUCUGCUAUGCUUGGCGCUUGUAGCCGAGCAUGGUGGAGAUGGCAACACAAAUACAUGCAGCCCAGGAAAGUUGGCAGUGCUCCUUUCUUUCAAUUAUUAGUAGGCUGCAUGACUUUCUUUUAUUUUAUCAACUAUGGCAAAAUAAAGCACCACAGGAACUACAAAUACCACUAA